Molecule: messenger RNA, 2178 nt
Organism: Gossypium raimondii (Peruvian cotton)
Lineage: Eukaryota; Viridiplantae; Streptophyta; Magnoliopsida; Malvales; Malvaceae
Product: probable E3 ubiquitin-protein ligase HIP1
Exons: 5
Coding region: 1-1956 (651 amino acids)
Molecular function (GO): ubiquitin protein ligase activity
Source: RefSeq, a predicted model, not a curated record
AUGCAAGGUCAAAGCAGCGGCUCCAAUUCUUUCCCUUCCGGAAACUUUUACUCCAAUGGUCAUCUUAGAUCUGGUCAUCGUAAUGUGGUUCCAGAUGCUUUAGUUCAUGACAGAGACGGACAUACUUCCAUGAGAUGGAUUGGUCAACCCAACUCUAGUCUUGAUACCCAAAAUCAUGCUGGCUUUAGUCAAUUCUUGGGUGAUGACUUUGGGUUUUCUCCUCUAGGUGAUCAAGUUGGCAUGAACCAAAGGUCUGUGCCAACCAUUAACCCUUUUCUAGAAAAUAAUAGCGGCAUCGCCGGUAAUGGUCAUAACAGUAGUGAAAAUGGUUCGAUCGGCUCAUCGUUAUUUCCAAGGCGAGAGGCUGGUUCUGGUCUUCUACAACAACAACGUAACUUAGACCUGAAUGCUGUGGUACAUGAAGGAAGAAGAUUCGAUGCAGGUCAGGGUAAUGGACCAUACUUAUCAUUAGACCUUUUUAGAGCUGGAGCAAGAACAACGGCAGGAGAUCAUGAUCGCAUUCAGACCUUCGGCGGUUCUUCUUCUAACCCAGCCAUGACUUACUCAGGAAUAGCGAGAUAUAUUCUAGAAGAAAAUAGAAUCAGAGAUGGCCUUCCAGCCAAUGGUCAAACAAGGCUUUUAUGCAAAAGAAAGGCGCUUGAAUAUGCUACUGGUGGUAGUUCAAGCUCCGCACGGCAAGCUGCCAAUUCUCACCAACCAGGGACUAAUAUUGGCCAACAUAAUGUUAGAAACUACUUGAGUGCAGUUAAUUCCUUCAAUAGUGGUCAUUCAAGACAUGGGGCUGCUUUGCCGAUACCCUCUAACUUCUAUCAAGUUUCAACAGAAGUUAGGCAAGCUGACAACUUUGGAAGAAAUACUCGUUUGAGAAGGACUGCAAGUCAACCGGUUCCCACAUCAGCAAACUUGCAGGCGUGGAACUCAAUCAAUUCUAAUGCACAACCUACAAGUCAAUGCCCCGUUACCCUUACAAGCUUAGCACCAGUGCCAGUUCUAGCAAAUCCAGCCAUGCAGCUGCAGACUAUGCAAGUCUCCAACUCGUUGCAAGCUCCGCUACCUUCUCGAUAUUGGAACGGGACAACCAUGUCAAGGGUUGGUCCUUCCAUCUCUCGUUAUCAGACCUUAUUGCGACAGGAAAACAACUUAAGAAACAAUAGAAGGAAUAUGAUGAUUUCUUUGGCGAACAUGCAAGCAAACCUCAACUUGGCCAAUGAGAACUCAAACUUCAUUGGAAACGUUGCCUCCUCUUCCAGGAUCCAAUCCGGCCCUGGCAUGCAUCUACCGUAUUCAUCCAUAAGGUCCCCUCAUCCAAAUAUGGUUGAACAAUACAGACAAAGAUUGCAACAUAUUUCCAAUCCAUCAGACCCCUGGAGGCAGGGGAAUAACAAUCCGAUACAUUCUGGUGCUUCCCUAGUUGUUCAAGACAUGGACGUUUCAGUGAGAGAUGGCAAUCCUAGGCGUGCUCAGCUUCCUCUGAGGUUGGUACCAAGAGCUGAGGGACAAGCUGGUCAUAAUUAUAGGCUAUCAUUGACAGAACAAUCUCAAACUGCUGCUCAAAGAAGUAGGCCGAUAUCUGAGGUUCGCAAUGCCUUGGGACAUGUACGUAGGCAUGGUGGCUUACGACCUGAGAUGCGCCUUGAUGUUGAUACUAUGUCUAAUGAGGAACUACAGAAUCUGGAGGAGCAAAUUGGGAACUUUGGCACUGGGCUAAGCGAGGAAGCUAUUCUGGGGAAUCUGAGAAGGCAAAAAUAUCAGUCCAUAACAAUGGGACCCCCAGCAGAAACUGAACCCUGCUGUAUUUGUCAGGAGGAUUAUGCUAAUGGCGAAGAGCUUGGUAAGCUGGACUGUGGUCAUGACUUUCACUUCAGUUGCAUUAAGCAAUGGCUGGUGCAGAAGAAUUCAUGCCCCAUAUGCAAAAAGACAGCUUUGGCUAUUUGAAAUCAGGAUCCUCAUCCUCAUGCCUCCUAAUAUUUGAAUAAAAAAAAAACCAUAAGCUGUUGAAUUUUUGGACCUGCCGGUCACCUAGUAUUUUGAUACACAUUUUGUUAUUUUACUUUUCCUUCCAUUUCGGAGACUUUCAUGUUGGCAAACAAUGAAUCAUUCUACUUAGGAAACUAUGAUCGGAGGUCCAGUGCAUUCAAAUUGGGACAUUUUUUUAAC